AUGCACCAGGAGACGUUCAACGACAAGCUUCCCGCCUCGUCUGGCGCCGGCAUUGAGAAGCAGGAUGCGCAGCGCAUCGACGACAACGCCAAGCGCGCCGAGAAGGGCGAGCCCCAGGUCGGUGGUGCCGCCGGCCGCGCUCAGGUCGCCAGCAAGGACCCUAAGGAGUUCGACGUCCGCGGCGGCCCCGGCUCCAUGGGCAACAAGCCCGUCCAGGACCCCGUCGUCUAG
Molecule: messenger RNA, 231 nt
Organism: Pseudozyma flocculosa PF-1
Lineage: Eukaryota; Fungi; Basidiomycota; Ustilaginomycetes; Ustilaginales; Ustilaginaceae
Exons: 2
Coding region: 1-231 (76 amino acids)
Source: RefSeq, a predicted model, not a curated record